AUGGCCAGGCUGCUUGAAGGCCUCGAGAAGGUCAUCAAAGGUGCAAAACCUGAGGAGGUGACAAAGGCUGCGGCUGAGCUUCCCAAGUUGCCGGAGGUGACAGAGACCAGUGCGGUGGACUUUGGGGAUUGGCUCUACUGCGUGGAGAAUGUCAUGGGAGACUUGAGCGCAACGUCUGCGGAGUGGUGGAAGCAUAUACUCGAGGACGCGAUGGACUACUACAAGAGGUACCAAGAGGCGGAUCAGUUUGGAAGACUGGCCUUGAAACCCUCGCCCGGCACUGAGGCGGCGGACACAAAAUGGGCAAGGGUCGACCGACGAGCAGCGGGAGCCCUCUUGAAUGCCGUGCCGGAGGAGAUAAAGAAGGACUUGGUGGCAUCGAGAUCGCGGUCUACGCUGGACAUCCUAGCGCGGUUGAUGGUGUUGUAUCGCCCUGGAAGUGCCACGGAGAAGUCGAUGUUGUUGAGGAGAGUGGAGUUUCCCGAACCAGCCGGAAAUGCUCAUGAGGCUGUUACGGGGCUGCGUCAAUGGGCCAGGUUCUACCAGAGGGCGAAGGACCUAGGAUUGGCGACUCCGGACCCUUCAAUACUCCUCAAGUCUUUAGAAGGGCUGGUUAAGCGUCCGAUGGCAGAGCAUGGUGACAUUACGUUCCGGAUGAACCUUAUGAGGUACCACCUUCGCGUCGACUUCGCGCCCACUGAGACGAGUGUCAUGGCGAUUCACCGGGCGUACCUGGCAGAGUUUGAACAGCUGGGCUACAAACGGGGUAAACCAAAGGAAGACAAUGCUGGGACACAACAGCAGCCAAGGAUGCGAGCAGUGGAGGCCCCGCCUGGAACGACGCCGAUGCCGAGUACCAGUCCGAAGGGAUCCACAAAGCCGUGCAGGUUUUUCAGUUCAGAUGAAGGAUGCCGGAGAGGAAAGAUGUGUCGAUUCGAGCACCCAAAGUUGAGCAAGUCAGAAGGGAGAGACAGAUGCUAUGAGUGUGGCGGAAAGGGUCACAUGGCCAAUGCAUGCCCUACUAAGGCUCAACAGAAGGCGGUGUCCACGGGCGACUCACCUCAGUCCUCAACUGGGGGAACAGGAGGGCGACGAGCCAACCCCAAGGGCGCGAGGACCGCCAACCCGGAUACUAGCAAUGCUACGGAGGACUCAUCGACUACGGCGCCUACUACAACUACACCAGGGGGUGAAGCAACGGAGCAGCCGGUACAAGGUGUACCAGUGGAGCAGCUCAUUGAGGACGCUCAAAAGUUGAUGAAGGCCUUCAUGGAGCAAAAGGGCGGGUCACCUACGAUGAGGACCUUGCGUGUGGAGAGUGGUGGUUCCGAUCGAGAGAUGGAGGAUUCGCCACAGCUGAGGGAGCUCUUGAAGAACAAUGAAGAGCUGACCAAGCUUUGCAAGAUGGGGCUCCUGGACUCAGGAGCUACGCACCCACUGAGGCCGCGAGUGUCGAAUGACUCAGUGAACGGUGUUGGAAGCGUCAAUGUCACCUUGGCGGGGGAGAACAGGGUCAAGAUGGACCAGACCAAGACGGGCACCAUCCUAGGUGGCAAAGACGCACAGCCUAUUGUACCUUUGGGCACUUUGGUGAAAUCGCUGGGAUAUGAGUUCGCAUGGGAUCGUAGAGGAUGUAGGUUGAAACACCCUACGAAGAAGGAAAUCAAGGUCUACACCAGGUCUACGUGUCCAGAGAUAAUGCAGUGCGAUGCCUUGAGGUUGAUCGCGGAGUUGGAGCAGGCGAAGAUCGACGAGACAAUGGAGUCGUUGGCCCAACUCAAGGCAUCAGUCAGCGCAGCGAGGGACUACAAGGAGAAGGGCUGGAAGGACAUGGUGCGGGACUAUGUGGCUUCUGGCACUGUGGAUGAUGCAACAAGGGCGGUCUUGGCGGCACCGUUCAUGCAUCAUGCACCUAUGAAUGGGCAACUGAAGAUCCUACCGAAGUCCCCGGACAACGCAGACCAGGCCUGGGUGUGGAUGAAGCAGUUCCCGCUCAACAGAGCAAAGAGGCGACAGCUAUGGCAAUCUAGGGAGUGGAUAGUUCAUCUGUUCUCUGGAAAAAGUGCGAGAAAUGAUCCUCUAAGAGAUUUUCCCGGACUGCUUGAAGUGGACCUUCAGAAGGGGUGGAACCUCAACGAUGAGAAGAUCUACGGCGUGUUGGUGUGGGCCGCCCGAGAAGGGAGGAUCAAGCAUGUUUUCGGAGGGCCACCAGCAGGAACUUUUUCGCCUAUGAGGUACAAGAGUGACAACCAUGCGGAGCUUAGGCCUUUGAGGUCGGUGCAUGAGCCGUGGGGACUCCGGGAAGGAUUGACUGCCGAAGAGUCCUCCAAGGUCCACAAUGAGAACGUGAUGUUGUACAAGAUGUUGUGGUUGUGGCUAUGUGCUGAGGUCGCCAACGAGGACCGAGAUGCUCCUGGGCACAAGGUGGGCUUUUGCAUGGAGUACCCGGAGGAUCCAAAGGAGUACCUGCCCGAGGGAAAUCAGAAGAGCACAUGUGUAUCCGUGUGGCGUACGGAGCUUGUUCAGAAGUUUGCAAGCCACAUGGAGUUGGACAAGGUGCAGUUUGAGCAAGGGGCCCUUGGACAUAUGAUGAGAAGGCCUACGUGUUGCCUCACGAACAUGGGUUUGGGAAUACAUGGUCUCAGAGACUCGCGAGCCUUUGUUAGUUCAGAAAGUGCAGAAGGUGACCAGACUGUUUGGCCACAUGGUUUCAGGAUUACAUUGGCGGACGCGAUCCAUGAAUGGGACAGAAGUGGAGGUCCGGCUCUACGCAAGGCAAUGACCAAGAAGGAGUUGGAAGAGUGGAAGGCCCAUGUGGAACGAGGACAUUGGCCUUACAGAAGAGACUGCUCAGUGUGCUUGUCAGCCUCAGGCACGGGGAGGCCAGCACGCCGCGUUGUACACAGGGACGCCUAUGUUAUGAGUUUGGAUAUCGCCGGGCCGUUCGCUGAAAAGGGAAGAGACGAAGUUCGCGGAGGGAGAUACAAGUUUGUCCUCGCGGCAACAUACCUCUUUCCAAAGAUUCGGGAAGUUCCUGUAGAUGCUCCAAUCCCUGACGAGGAAGAAGCUGAGAAGUUCCUAGAGGAGGUGGACGAAGAGCCCGGGGAACCAGAAGGAGAAGAUGAACCGGAGCUCCAAGCACAGGAGGAGGAAUGGAAGAAAAAGAUUGCGGACCUCAGAAAGCCAAUGGAGUUACAAGCCUUGAGGUUCUGUAUACCCCUGGAAAGGCACACUGGCAAGGAGAUUCUCGAGUGCGUCCAGGACCUGUACGUCAAGCUCAGAGCCUUAGGACUGCCGUUGACCCGAAUACACAGCGACAGAGCUCGAGAAUUCAGGGUGAAGCCGGUGAGAAAGUGGUGCAGGGAACGAGACAUCUACCAGACGUUCACGGAAGGUCUGGCGCCAACACAGAAUGCGGCAGCGGAAAGCCAUGUGAAGUGGCUCAAGUCCCAGGCCCGGACCCAUCUUGGGGCAGCGGAGCUGGAUAAGGAGCUGUGGCCGUGUGCAAUGAAGCAUGCAUGCCACUUGCACAAUGCGAGGCAGCUGGGACACAAGUCUCCAGAAAUCAAGUUUGGUUCAGUGGUUUGGGUGAAGUCCAAGAAAGACCGAGGUCCGUUUGAUCCAAAGUGGGAACGAGGAAAGUACAUGGGCCCAGCGGACGAUGUUCGAGAAGGACAUGUGGUUCGUCUGGAUGAUGGACUCUGGCUUCGGACAUUGCAUAUGCGUACAGUCAGGGAUGACGAAGUUGAGGAUGAAGAUGAAGCCGAGCAUGUGAUCGACCUCGUGGAGCCCACAAGGAGGAUCAGAAGGAAAACCAAGCUGCCGGACCCAGAGAUACACAGUUUGAGAACGGACGCAAGAAAGGCUCUGGUGAAGCGGCUACUCAAGUCAAGGAUUUGGGAGCACGAAGAAGCCCGAGUAGAACGACCCCAGAUGAAGGAGGGACAAGUCUGGGAUGGAGCUGCGUAUGUCAACUUGGGCGCCUACCAGCACGGUGGGAUUACAAGCAUCACCAAGGCGACGGAGAAGUUCAUGGAGGAAGCCGAGAUUGCUGCGCAGCUUAUUGCCUUGGAUCAUCCGGGAAGGCCAUUCACGUCUAUUGCUCUGGUAAAGAAUGCAACAAUGCCGGUGCACAAGGACUCGUUCAACCUCAAGGAGACGAUGAACCUGGUGUCGCCGGUGAGCGUGACCUCAGGAAGCAGUGUUUGGCAGGAAAUGAAGCCUGGGGAUGAGUUCUAUGGCAACUACCAUGCGAUGUGGGUUAAUGGAAGGGAGGUGCCGGGCCAAAAGUUCAGCAUCGAAAGGCCUACAAUGGUACGACCUGAUCGACUACAUGCACCCCUCAAGGGAGACUCAGGAGAUCGUGUUGUGGCUAUCGGGUACAAUGUGAGCAAAUGGGAGAAGCUUCUGGAUCAUCAGUGUGAAGAUCUACAGGAGCUAGGUUUCCAGCUGCCCGCUAGGCAACCCGUCAUCAAGAUGAUGAACGAGAACAACAGAAGGACACGACCUCCAACCCCUCCUAUACCAGAUUCACUACAAGCUUCGACUGCUAUUCCAACGACAGGAACUACGGCGGUGUCAGGAACAAGUGGUGGAGCUCUAGAUUCCUCAAAUGAAUCUACGUUGCAGAGGCCAACUUCGGAAGAUCGGAUGGAAGUGAGCUCGGCAACCCCAGGCCCUUAUAGCACUCAGACUUCGUCCUCGGGCUCAGCGACGAGAUCCCGAGAACAUCUUCCAGAAAUGGGAGGCGAAAGGUUGGAUACUAUGGUGGUGCCUGGUGGGAGAGUGGAGCUGCGCUUACGAUGGGCUAUUCGAUUCUGUCCGGAUCCUGGAGAACAGGAUGAGGCAAUUAUGACAUCAAUGCCUCUUCUUCCCCUUGGAAAUGAGGAGGAGCAACGGAUGAGGAGUCGAGUGACAUGGCUGUCUGAGUUUGUGGAGGAAGAAAGACAAAUUCGCAUCAGACAAGCAGCACGAGGAGAAUACCCCACGCAACGCGAAAGGCAGCUGUUCUACAAGUUGGACGAUGCCAUCGACUACAUGAAUGAGGUUUUGGCCUUGAGUCAUCAAGCUCGGGAAGAAGGAAACGUGAACCUCAUGAGGCUUGCUGCAAACUCCGAAGCCACCCCAGAAGUGGAGCAGAUGUUGCAGAAGCUUGCGGAGCCGAUUGAGACCGUCCACAAUGUGGAGCUGCAGGAGGUCAAGAACCACUUAAGUGAGUGGAAAGAAAGUAUACGCAAGGAGGUGGAAGGGUUGAUUUCGUCUGGAACGUUGCGACCGGUGCCGCUGACAGAGGCGAGAAAAAUGGCUCAAGCCGGGGAGAUUGUCUUGGUUCCGGCCAAAACAGUGCAUACGAUCAAACCACCAAGUCAAGACCAAGAGGGACUCUACAAGCGAAAGAGUCGCCUGGUUAUCUGCGGCAACUAUGUAAACAGCGAUGUGGAGGUUUACACGGCUUCAGCCAAUCCCCAGUCGGUGAGGGUUUCGCUCUCGUAUGCAGCCCACAAGAAGUGGCAUGGAGCAAUCACGGAUGUCAAUUCAGCUUUUACCCUUACCCCAAUGGAAGAAUCCAAGGUCAAGUACGCGAUUACGGUGCCCAAGGUGGUAGUCGACGCGGGCUAUGCGCCACCGGACAUCGCCUACAUGGUGGACCGUGUCCUGUAUGGACUUAGAGAAGCUCCGAGAUUGUGGGGAAGUUUCCGAGAUCGACGUGUUGGCCGGGCAAAGCUGAAGGUAGAUGGCCAAGACUGUAUGUUCCUCCAGAUGGAAACGGACCAGGCAGUUUGGCGUUUGGUGGCGUGUGAAGAUCCGAUCAGAACCAAGGCCAUCAUGAUCAUCUACGUGGAUGACGUGUUGAUGCUUGGGCCAGAAGGUGUUGUCGGCGAUAUCUACAAAUGGCUCACGCAGGGCACGGAAGGAGAAGAAGGCUGGAAAUGCUCGCCGAUGGAGUGGCUUGGACACGAGCCAGUAAGGUACCUGGGAAUGGACGUGAGGAGGAAAGCAAUGGGAGAUAUUACUAGCUUUCACAUCUCGCAGGGAAGCUAUGUGACGGAGCUCCUUAAAAGCUAUCCCGAAGAAAGCAGACGCCCCUCAAUGGUACCAGCCACCAAGGAGGUCAUGCCAUCAACCGACGACGAUGAGGAGGAGUCAGUUCUCAUGGUGAUCGACCCGGAGAUGGUAAAACAAGCUCAAAGGAUGGCAGGGGAGCGACUGUGGCUUGUGACCAGAACGAGGCCCGACGUGGGGUUCGCCACCGCGCAUGUGUGCUCUAAUGCCACGAAAGAUCCUCAAGCGGCCAUCCGUUUGGCCAAAGUCACAAUGCGGUAUUUGGCAGCUACGCCAACUUUGGGCCUAUGCUAUGAUGGUCAAGGCCUUCCAGUGGUGGCGUACUCUGAUGCCAGUUUCGCUCCGCAGGGUGACAGAAGCUUUGGUUGUGUGACUACAGCGACGUAUGGGGGCUUCUCAGCUUGGAGAAUGACGAAGCAGGCGACUGUGGUUUUAUCUGCGGCAGAAGUGGAGCUUGUGGAGUUGUUGAACGCGAGUCAACAAGCUGCAGGCCUCCAAGCAUGGGUCAUGGAGGUGGAGGAAAGCGAUGGAACGGAACCAGUUGUUCUUCGUGUGGACAAUACAGCAGCUUGUGGUUUGGCCACAACGGCACCGGGAUCCUGGAAGACUCGCCACUUGAAGGUGAAGGCAAGAUUCAUUCGUAUGGAAACGGCGGAGGGAAGGAUCAAAGUGGAGCACACUCCUGGAGAUGUACAAGUGGCAGAUAUGGGAACAAAGCCGGUGCCAGCAUCUCGUUUGGAAGAGCUUAGACGUCUGUGCGGUAUGUGCUCAGCAGAGGACUUUGAGGAUGAUGACCGUAAGGUGAUUCUCAAGACCUUGGCAGGCCCGGACUACUACGACCUAAUGAGGAUGAUUGUAUGGUUGAUGAUGGUAGCAGGAAUGCCCAAGGCCUCGAGUGCAGAGCUAUACAGCAAGAAGCCGAUCGAGUACGACGGCAGCGUCGAGUUCUACGUGAUCAUUGCAAUGGCAGGCAUUGCGUUGCUUGGAGUUUGGGAGCUGCUGAAAUGGGUGGCGAUGAGAUGCUUUGGUGAGGACGAAACUACGCUGGCAAAGGCUAGGCGGCUGAUGAGGAUCAGAAACCAGGCAUCCAAGGCACUACAAGAGGAGUUGGCGUCUAUGUCAAGCAGCUCAGCGGACCCCAUGUACAACGAGCCCGAAAAGUACACAAAGCCAAAGGUGGCUACGCCUACAGUGGCUGCGGAAGGGGAUCCACAAGUUCCUCUUAUGACCCAGAUGCCUGUGACAACUACAAGAGCGACGAUGAGAAUGGAUGACGAUCCAGAUUUGAGAGCGGCAUUGACGUCAGCACGCAGUGGGGAUUUCAUAAGGCACAGGCGCGGCUUUAUCAUGUCGGAGUAUGGGGACAAGUUGCAUUUUGCGGAAAACUGUCACGGGCUCCGGCAUGCUAACAAAUCGAAGCUAAAGCGCGUGCAAGUAUGCCACUACUGUGACAACAAGUUCCCGCUCUCCUACAAGGUCACGGAUGGGAAUGACGUCUCCAGCGUGCGCAUCGAGCUCGUUGGGAAGUCGGGUGAGACCCAAGUGCUCAAGGCGAAAACACCGCUGCUCUCAGGAGAAAUCAUCGACUCCAGCUUGAUGCGAGUAGCGGAGCUCAGAAAGUUCUACGAGCAAGAGAUGCAGAACACGGAGCCAGGAACACUCUUCAGCCUGCACCUCAAGGCGACCAUGAUGAAAGUUUCGGACCCAGUUCUCUUCGGCCACUGUGUGGAGGUCUUCUACAAGGAUGCUUUCGAGAAGCAUGCGGCCCUUUUCCAAGAGCUGGGCGUGAAUCCGAACAACGGCGUUGGCGACGUCUACACCAAGAUUGCUGGCCACCCCAAGCAGGCCGAGGUCGAAGCGGACCUGAUGGCAUGCUACGACAAGAGGCCUCCAUUGGCUUACGUGGACAGCCGUCGUGGCAUCACCAACCUGCAUGUGCCGUCCGACGUCAUUGUAGAUGCCUCCAUGGCUGCAGCAGUCCGCGAUGCUGGGCGCAUGUGGACCAAGGAAGAUACCCUGUGCGACGCGAAGUUCGUGAUUCCAGAUCGGUGCUACUCAGGCAUCUACACCGCUGUGAUCGAGGAUUGCAAGAAGAAUGGCAAGCUGGAUCCUUCCAAGAUAGGCGCCACGUCCAACGUCGGGCUCAUGGCCGCCAAAGCGGAGGAGUAUGGAUCGCACGACAAGACCUUCGUGGUGCCAGAGGAUGGUCAGAUGCGUGUCAUCAAGCGCGACACCGAGGAGGUCCUCAUGUCUCACGACGUGGCCAAGGGCGACGUGUGGCGCAUGUGCCAGACGAAGGACGGACCAAUCCAGGACUGGGUGAAGCUCGCGGUGGUUCGGGCUCGGGCCACUGGCGUGCCCGCUGUGUUCUGGCUGACCGAGCAGCGCGCUCAUGACCGCAGCGUGAUCUCCAAGGUCAAGAAAUACUUGGAGCGGCACGACACUGAAGGUCUGGACAUCCAAAUCCUCUCGCCCGAAGAGGCCAUGAAGUUCACGCUCGCAAGGGCGCGGCAGGGACUCGACACGAUCACUGUGACGGGCAAUGUGCUCCGUGACUAUUUGACAGACCUCUUCCCAAUUCUGGAGCUUGGAACGAGCGCGAAGAUGCGAAUCUCCUGA
This is a messenger RNA of Symbiodinium sp. CCMP2456, 8682 nucleotides long. Lineage: Eukaryota; Dinophyceae; Suessiales; Symbiodiniaceae. The record is from the annotation of a GenBank genome assembly.